This is a messenger RNA of Chelonia mydas (Green sea turtle), 6871 nucleotides long. It is a transcript of the gene CALHM2, whose product is annotated as calcium homeostasis modulator family member 2. NCBI's taxonomy places the organism in Eukaryota, Metazoa, Chordata, Testudines, Cheloniidae. The record is from RefSeq and is a predicted model, not a curated record. Gene Ontology annotation, molecular function: monoatomic cation channel activity. The coding region runs from base 559 to 1518 and encodes 319 amino acids. The transcript is spliced from 3 exons.
ACGCUGCCGUGCGAUCUCUCUCUGGUUUGGGGGCGGAUUAUGCAUUUUUUCCACUAACUAGUUUUCAUGCCUUUUUUUUUUCUUUUAAAGGCACAAUGUUUUUCUUUGAAACAGACAGAAAGUAACUGCCCGUUCGCUGCCUGUACAAGCCCCACCCUGAUGCAAGGCUGAGACUUUUCCCUCCCACCACAAAACAUCUAACAACAGAGGACCCCUUGGCACACAGAAAGGAAGCUGCUGAAAAUAAACGCUAUUUUGAACUGUUUUAACUUCUUGCGCUGGCACUUUCUGAGCUGGAUCCCACUCUCCUCCUCUGCCUGCAGAGGGGGAGCCAGCUACACUGGGAGUGUAGCCGAGAAGGCUCUGAAAACGGAUUUAACAACCCUUAAAUUUACAGGAGCGUCUAGUAUGGAAUGAUAAAGCUCAUGCCAGUCUGCUGCCUCUCGAAUAUUAGCUCUAUGAUUCACAUUUCUCAGUGCUGUUAUUGUCGUUGUAGCCAGCGUGAGGAGAGAGGACCCAGGCUGCUGUAGGCAUCUCCGAUUGGGUGCUCAAUCCAAGAUGGCUGCCCUCAUCACUGAAAACUUCCGCUUCCUUUCUCUGUUCUUCAAAAGCAAAGAUGUGAUGAUCUUCAAUGGCCUGGUGGCCCUGGGCACGGUGGGCAGUCAGGAACUCUUCUCUGUGGUCGCCUUCCACUGCCCCUGCUCUCCGGCCAGGAACUACAUCUAUGGACUGGCUGCCAUUGGAGUCCCAGCCCUGGCCCUGUUCCUCAUCGGCGUCAUCUGGAACAACCACACCUGGAAUUUGGUGGCCGAGUGCCACAAGAGAGGGGCCAAGAACUUCUCAGCUGCAGCCACCUUCCUGCUCUUCGGCUCCAUCAUAGGGCGGGCUGCCGUGGCCCCUGUCACCUGGUCAGUCAUCUCAUUGCUCCGCGGAGAAGCCUACAUCUGUGCCCUCAGUGAAUUUGUGGAUCCUGCCUCCCUAGAUGAAUUUCCAUCCAGAUAUGGACCGGAGACCCUGGCCAGGUUCCCUUGUAAGGACAUUCCAGGGAACUUGACAAGUUUUAAGGAAGAAGUUAUAAGAAGACUAAGAUAUGAGUCCCAGCUCUUUGGAUGGCUGCUCAUUGGGGUCAUCGCAGUCUUGGUUUUCCUCACCAAGUGCCUGAAGCACUGCUGCUCACCGCUGAGCUACCGGCAAGAGGGCUACUGGGCCCAGUACCGCUCUAGCGAGGCCAAGCUCUUCCAGCGCACCGCCGAAGUCCACUCCAAGAUCCUGGCCGCCAACAAUGUCAAGCAGUUCUUCGGCUUUGUGGCUCUGAAUAAGGAGGAGAAAGAGCUAGUGGAGGAGUUUCCAGUGAAGGGUGUCCAGCCAAGCCCGCAGUGGAACGCCAUCACUGGGGUCUAUAUCUACCGGGAAAAUAAGGGCUUCCCACUCUACAGCCGGCUCCAUAAGUGGGCCAAAGGGGUGGAAGGGAACGGGCCAGGGCCUGAUGGUCAGGAAAUGGUCUUCCUAGCCACAUAAGAGAACCAGCAGCCCAGGGGGAUGACGGGACCAGUUCCCCAAACCAUCUUUGCGUCACAGUACGUUCAAAUAGGUAAAAACGGCAUAGGUGCACAGCUAGUCGAUUUGCUGCUAAUUCUCCUCCAAACAGCUGUUCCUCCUGGGCACAGCACGGGAGGAAGGAUGAACAGCUUCAGGAUAAAGACCAACUGCAUCGUGCCAGGAACCCGUCUCUAUGAUACAACCAGGCACUGCUGCUCCCACACAGAGGACAUGGCACCUAAAGCAGGUAUGUGCACCCUGUCUCCAGACUAUCAGUGCUCCAGCCCUACUGUUCUGAUGCACAGACAGAGCCCCCAGGUCCUGCGUACACAAAGACAUGUAACAGAUGGGAAACCAGAUACAAUACACUGCCAGCGUUCCUCCAUCUCAGCCACGAAUGCUGCAGCCUCUUUGCUCUCCUUCAUUUCAGGGUCAGGACAAGACCACCAAGCACAACUUCCUAUUUUAUUAUUAAGAGUUUAUCUUGCAGUUCUAUAGCAUAAAGAAAUUCCCAGGGCAGCUGCUGGGCAGCUGCAUCUGGGGUGGAACACAACAACAGUCCAUCAAUGCACCAAAAAACUCCAGAGUCUAAGGGUUUGUCUACAUGAAGGAAGGGAGGGGGUAGUAUGCACUAAUUUGGAUUGGUGCACAUUGAAAUGACCUGCGUUCACACAAUGCAGACCCUGAAAGCACAGUAGCACCAUAGUUAAAGGGUACAAAGUUCACCAGGCAUUGAGUUAAUACAAACCUAUGUUCAUGUAUGCACAUUGCUCAUUCACACUAUUUUGGCAGUCCUCUAAGUGCCUUCCCACACUGGUUUGCAUGUCCCCAGGACUGACCUGUCGGUUUACCUGUGUAUUGUCCCCCUCCGCUUCUCUGGGGUCAAGUUGCACUGAUGCCAGCAAGUAGGACACUGAUAUUGCACAGGGAAAUUUAAUGAAGUGGAAUGUAAUUACCCAAUGGGAAACUGGCCAGGACACCAAACACCCUCUUUCAUGAGCACAAAUGAUCAUCAGCUUGGUUUUAUGUAUCUUGAAGACAGCACCGUCAGCAGACCUGCAUCCUGCUGGAGCUGGCUUCGGACAGGUUGAGUCAUUAACACCACUUCCUGCAGCAUCUUGGACUUCUCAUCCAAGCACUGACCAGCUUCGCCCCUGCUUAGGGUCUGAGAUAUGGCAAGCUCAUAAUCAGACUUAGUUACAGAGCACACUCUUGACACUUAAUUGUAUCAGUUAAGCAUCUUCCUCCUACUGGAAGGAGACCAGAGACCAGCCAGCCAAAAGACUGCAUUAUGAGCACGUCUUGUGCCUGUAGAGACUGAGGUUUGCACUGAUGGGAAUCGGUGGGAUUCAGCCAUGGGAAGCAGUGACCACUCCUCCCUUCUUUCAUUGGGCUUUUUAAACUGUUUCCACUGCCUUAGAUGGCUCCUGAAUGAGAUCCUUGCAGAUUCUCUCUCAGGAACUAAGUUCCACGCUGAGAAACAGACGGGAGAUUGAAAUGUACCACUGUCAUUGCACUAUUGUGUUGUCCACUGGCUGGACACUUGAUUUGAAUUUAUAGCAUUGCACAAUUCACCAGUCUCUAAUUGCAUGUUGAAUUACAUACACACAAUUGUCUCUAUUUUAAAGGUUGGCAGCAUAUUGGAGUUGGCUUUUCAUAUUUAUAAUGCUCCUUUAUAUAUGCGCCUCGUUUUUAUGCACUUUUGCUAUGGCCUUUCAUGAUACUGUCAACCCCAAGUGUACAGAUAUCAUGAGUCAGGCACUUCAAACUCAUGUGACUCGAUUAAAAAUUAAGGUUUUCUUAAAAAAAAAAAUAAAUAAAUUGACAGGUUUCAGAGUAACAGCCGUGUUAGUCUGUAUUCGCAAAAAGAAAAGGAGUACUUGUGGCACCUUAGAGACUAAUCAAUUUAUUUGAGCAUAAGCUUUCGUGAGCUACGGCUUUUUCUCUUUGCUUUCUGAUUUCUGAACAUUUUGGGUGCAGCUGGGUCAAAGAAAAGCGUGAAAAUGUGAACACGAGGGCCAGAAACUUACUUUGUUUUUUUAAAUUAAAGUUCCGAUUCUGUCAUGUUCGCACGACUCCAGGAGCUGACGGUUUAAGCAGACCUCCAACUAUCAUGAGAGGUGGUGAUAUUGCUUUCAUAAUCCUUGCUGCACUGAUUUGGGUGCAGGUUUUACAGAGGAUCGAUGCAGUGGGUGAAGGGAGGACCGGACCCUGCUCUGUCACUCUGCUCUCUUGUGAGUAAGAGCUGGAGCAUAGCUAGCAAUUGGAAACGGGCACUGGGGGACAUCUCAUGGACUGCUGGUGCUAAUACACACAGGUUGUCAUCGCUAUACAUCACAUGCUGGCAGGAAGUGAAGUGAUGGCAGUCCCUUCGCUAAGGUGUUUGAGUUGGGUUUUUUAAUUCUCCUUUUCCUUUACGGCGCAGACAUUCUAUGCAGCUGUCCUUGGCGAUCUACAACAGACAACAACCAGGAUGCUUACAAAAGCCUGACAAAUAGAAGUCAGGAUUUAGCAUAAUGAGUAACUGCUAUUCAUGCCCAUCAGCUGAGCGAGGAACUCAGGCUAUAGCAAGCAAUAGCACCACCACUCCAGCAGCUUCUAGCCACGGGCUCUGCUGGUUAUCAACUAGGAAUUCAGCAUGGAUUUUAUAACGAAGGAAGGAGCCCAAUACUAAGUUAGGAACAGGCUGUUCCUCUCUCAGGAUAUCUCCAUAAAUCCAGGCAAAAAUUCAAAAAUCAGGCACUGUAGCCAAGAUUCUUUUCCACUGCCUCUCUAAUGGCUGAAAAAAGCAAAUACAAAUUUGCUUUAAAGAUCACAAAUUAAUCUUAGAUUCAACUAAUUACAACCCACACCCUUCUUACUGAAGGUUAAACAAAAGCGUCACAAAGUCAUCUUGCAAGAAUUGAUUUUAUAACAUUUUGAAGGGCCCAUAAUCCCACACCUCAGAUUAACCCCCUGACCCUGAGGCCACAGAACCAGCCUAAGAAGAUGGUUCUCAACCUGGGCUGAUGUUGAUCAGUGACAGCCUUCUGACGCUCAUUCCUUCUCUACAUAAAAAGGAGGGAAUGAAAGGUGGGCAGAGGCGCGUAAACACAGACCAUAAGAAUGGCCAGACUGGGACAGACCCAAUGGUCCAAUUAGCCCAGUGUCCUAUCUUCUGACAGUGGACAGCACCAGAUGCUUCAGAAGGAAUGAACAAAACAGGACAAUUAUCGAGUGAUCCAUCCCCUGUUGUCCAGUCCCAGCACCUGGCAGUCAGAGGUUUAGGGAUACGCAGAGCAUGGGGUUGCAAUCCUGACCAUCGUGGCUAAAAGCGAUUGAUGGACCUAGCCUCCAUGAAUUUAUCUAAUUCUUUUUUGCAAGUAGUUAUACUUUUGGCCUUCACAAUAUCCCCUGGCAACAGGGUGAUGGGGCAUUGUGUGAAGAGGUACUUCCUUAUGGUUGUUUUAACCCUGCUGCCUAUUGAUUUCAUUGGGUGACCCCUGCUGCCUAUUGAUUUCAUUGGGUGACCCCUGGUUCUUGUGUUAUGUUAAGGGGUAAACAACCCUUCCUUAUUUACUUUCUCCACACCAGUCAUGAUUAUAUAGACCCCUAUCAUAUCCCCCCUUUGUCAUCUCCUUAUCAAGCAGAACAAUCCCAGUCUUUAUAAUCUCUCCUCAUAUGGAAGCUGUUCCAUAUCCCUAAUCAUUUUGUUGCCCAUCUCUGUACUUUUAAAAAUUCUAAUAUAUCCUUUUUGAGAUAGGGCGACCAGAACUGCAUUCAGUAUUCAAGGUGUGGGCAUCCCACAGAUUUAUACACUGGCAUUAUGAUAUUUUCUGUUUUAUUAUCAAUCCCUUUCCUAAUGUUCCUAACAUUCUCUUAGCUUUUUUGACUGCCACUGCACAUUGAGAUGUUUUCAGAAAACUAUCCACAAUGACUCCAAGAUCGCGGUCUUGAGUGGUAACAGCUAAUUUAGACGUCAUCGUUUUGUAUGUAUAGUUUGGAUUAUAUUUUCCAGUGUGCAUUACUUUGCACUUAUCAACAUUGAAUUUCAUCUGCCAUUGUGUUGCCCAGUGACCCAGUUUUGCGAGAUCCCAUUGUGACUCUUCACAGUCAGCUUUGGACUUAACUAUCUUGAGUGAUUGAGUAUCAUCUCCAAACUUUGCCACCUCACUGUUUACCCCUUUUUCCAGAUCAUUUAUGAAUAUGUUGAACAGCACAGGUCCCAGUACAGAUCCUGGGGGGACCCUGCUAUUUACCACUCUCCAUUGUGAAAACUGACCAUUUAUUCCUACCCUUUGCUUCCUGUCUUUUAACCAGUUACUAACCCAUGGGAGGAUCUUACCUCAUCUCAUGACUGUUUAUGCUGCUUAAGAGCCUUUGGACUGUACCCAGAUUCGGAAGGGAACAACAAGAGAUUCUGCUGGCGGACUAUUUUCCAGUAAAGGGAAGAGGUCACAUUUUCUUUCAUGAAGAAGGGUUGGACAUUCGGAAUUAGGCUCUUCAAGUAGAUGUAUAACACCUCAGCUGGAGAAGCACAAAAGAACUCCCUGAUACUAUACUUGGUUUCUAACGAUAUAGUUUGUCUUUUGGAGUUAAGUGGAUUUAAAAAGAGGAGAGCAGAGGGAGGUUUUGCUCAGAGCUUUCUGGAAGAUGUCCAAGACAAAUAUUAAUUAACAAAAGAACUGGUAGCACCCUAAUCUGAUUUAGGAAGUCACAGCUUCCUUUGCAGUUGGCAAUGGGGGUGUAUGGAGAUAUGUUUCUGUGUGUUAGAUCUAGUCAUUGGCCCUUUUGAUGAAAAAUGUUCUCUAAGAGUCACCACUUGCAUGGAGCCCCUUGGACUCUGCAGGAUAGUCCAGUGGUCAGGUUGCUAAGUCUGGGAUUUAGGAGAUGAUGGGUCAAGUCCCUGUUUUGCCAGAUCUCGUGUGUGACCUUGGGCCAGUCACUCCACCUGUGUCGCAACUCCCCAGCUGUACAAGGGGGUAACAGCACUGCCCUGCCUCAGCGGGAGGAUGUCAGGAUAAAUUCAUUCAAGAUUGAGAAGGGCUCGGAUACUACGCUGAUGGUAGCCAUAUAAGAACCUUAGAUAGGCAGUCGUAUUCCAAGUAUGAAAGGGUUAAAAUGGGAUGCGUUAUUUUUCAGCAAGUAACACUUGGUUUCUUCUCUCAGUUUAAUGACCUCUUAGACAGCUGCUGCUGAGGCAGUCUCCUUUCUAAUUACUGUCCAUCACAAGCCGUGUUUGUUACCCUAGAGGUGCUCAUGAGCAAUGGAUCAAGCUUAAUUGGAUGGCCGUAGGCUUUAAGAGGAAUCAAUCAGGCAGGUGGUUGUGCUAAAUUGCUGGCAGCACAAAGGC